Molecule: messenger RNA, 1506 nt
Organism: Diabrotica balteata
Lineage: Eukaryota; Metazoa; Arthropoda; Insecta; Coleoptera; Chrysomelidae
Source: the annotation of a GenBank genome assembly
AUGGAUGAUGAUGGUACCAUUGUAACAAUUUCUAAUGGUAAAAUACAAGGAAAAACAAAAAAGAGUUUGGAGGAGCAGAAAUACUAUGCUUUUGAAGGGAUACCUUAUGCGGCACCUCCCACGGGAGACAAUAGAUUUAAGGCCCCACAAAAAGUAGAUGACUGGGAUGGAACUCUAGCAACAAAGAGAAAUGAAAAAGCUUGCUUACAAAUUAUUGCAGUCAUUCCACAAGGAUCUGAGGACUGUCUGUAUCUGAACGUAUAUACUCCUGCGGAUUUAAAAAGCAGCAACAGUCAAUCUCUACCUGUACUUGUAUGGUUCCAAGGUAGUGCAUAUCAGUCCGGUUCUACAUCAGAUGUUAAACCAGUUUAUUUCAUGGAUUAUGACGUUAUACUUGUAACUGUCAACUAUAGACUAGGAGUAUUUGGAUUUUUAUCGACUGGUGAUGAUGUCGCUAGUGGUAACUGGGGUUUAAAAGAUCAACGGUUUGCUUUACAAUGGGUAAGGAAAAAUAUAGAACAGUUCGGUGGUGACCCAGAUAAAGUAACUAUAGGAGGACAAAAUUCCGGUGCCAGUUCAGUUGGUUUCCAUAUGUUGGCCAAUACUCAUAGAAGGAUUAAGAAAGGAUUAUUUAGAUCAGUUAUCUCAGAAAGUGGAUCAGCUCUGUGUCCGCAAUAUUUCCAAUCCGAUCCAAAGAAGUACGCAGAUGAGUUGGCUACGUUAAUUGACUCUUCUUUUAAAGGAGACUCAGAAGACUUAAUAGCAUUACUACGAAAACAAACGCCUGAAAAACUUACUAGAUUAGCUAAUGCCAUAAAGUUACGUCAUUUACCUGUGAACGAUCCCAUUCAAUCGAUAUUCAUCUUUAAUAUAUGGUUACCAGUCAUCGAAGAUAGUGAUAGUGAUAGCGCCUUAAUAUAUCAUUAUGUAGCAGCGUUAAAUUUUGCCUCAAGAAUAGAUGACAAUCCUCAAACUCUAGUAUUUGAUAACCUUAAUGUAGAUGAUAAAACUCAAACUGGAAAAGAUUUAAGAGCAAUAUACACUUCCUCAUUUAAGGACAACAAAGGACUACUCUUGGAAUUCUUUAGUGACAAUUUGUACUCAACUCCCAUAAUACGUCAAGCAGAGUUGGUAUCCAAGAAAUCACCUGUUUAUCUUUACGAAUUUGCCUAUAGAGGAUCAAACAAAGCGCUUCGGUUUGAAGAUGCCGAUAAUGUUGCCCAUACAUUUGAAUUAAGAUAUUUAUUUGGUGAUAAAAAGUUCAACAGACAAAAUGAUAAGUUGAUACAUGAACGUAUGAUGAAGAUGUGGACAAAUUUUGUUAAAUACAUGAAUCCUACUCCUGAUGAUGACGAUGACCUAAUAAAAUGGCCUAAAGUGAAAUCUUCAAAUAUGGAAUACCUUAUAAUUAAUUCUACCUUGGAGGUGUCUUCACAACCAAAAAGAUACAAAAAGUGGAAGUCCGUUUUGGGAGAACAUUUAUCAAGUCCCUAUUGGGUUUAUUAA